AUGCCAUGGAGGGGUGCUGGUGUCGCAAUUCCUUUGUUCUCUAUCAGAUCAGGUGCUGAUCUAGGAGUUGGGGAGUUUCUUGAUUUGAAGUUACUAGUCGACUGGGCAGUGCAGUCUGGCUUCCAUUUGGUUCAGCUCUUGCCAAUAAAUGAUACAUCAGUUCACCGAAUCUCACUUUCAGUAUUUGCAUUGCAUCCAUUAUACUUAAGAGUCCAGACACUCUCUGAAAAUAUCACUGAUGAUAUCAACCAAGAGAUACAAUACACCAGAGAACAGCUGGAUGGGAAGGAUGUGGAUUAUGAGGCCAACAUGGCCGCAAAACUUUCCAUUGCCAAGAAAAUUUAUUCUCAGGAGAAGGAAGCAACACUAAGUUUAACUUCCUUCCAGAACUUUUUUUCAGAGAAUCAGGAUUGGUUGAGGCCCUAUGCAGCCUUCUGUUUUUUACGGGACUUCUUUGAAACGUCAGAUCGCAGCCAGUGGGGUCGAUUUUCUAUUUUCUCUCAAGAUAAGUUAUCUGAAGCUUCUGAAUAUGCUCGAAAGAAAGGAGUAGUACUGAAGGGGGAUUUGCCCAUUGGAGUUGACCAAAAUAGUGUGGAUACUUGGAUCCACCCAAAUCUGUUUUGCAUGGAUGCCUCUACUGGGGCACCUCCAGACUAUUUUGGUAAAAAUGGACAAAAUUGGGGAUUCCCCACUUAUAAUUGGGAAGAAAUGUCCAAAGACAAUUAUGCUUGGUGGCGUGCUCGUUUAACGCAGCUCCCAGAUCAUGCAAUGACUGGUCUUUGUGGAAAUUUUCGACAAUCUAUUCCUCUAAGCCAGUUCAAGGAGGACUGCAAUACUGAAAAGAAAAUAGCAUCCAAGCUGGAGGCAUUCAUAGAAACAUCCGUGUUGUUAGAGAGUGAAGCAAAACUUCGGAGCAACCUCUUUGAUUUUGUGAAGGCAAGUGUAAAUCUAGAAAGACCCUUUCAGUUAUCAAUGCUUUUUGCAUUUGCUUUGACCAUCUUCAUCUUGGCUGACAUGAUUAAUAUAGUCCUCAUCAGAGAUCCAGAAGAUUCAAAAAGUUUUUACCCUCGUUUCAAUCUUGAAGACACCUCAAGCUUUGGUGAUUUAGAUGAGCACAGCAGAAAUGUUCUGAAGAGACUAUAUUACGAUUACUACUUCCAUCGGCAAGAGACUCCGUGGCGUCAAAAUGCUCUAAAGACAUUGCCUGUUCUCUUGAACUCCUCGGAUAUGCUGGCUUGUGGAGAAGAUCUCAGGACGAUUCCUUCAUGUGUUCAUCCUGUCAUGCAAGAGCUUGGUUUAAUAGGAUUACACAUUCAACGUAUGCCAAAUGAACCUGAUAAGGAAUUCGGGGUUCCUUCUCAGUAUAGUUAUAUGACGAUUGUGUACUUCAUUUUGCAGCAGCACUUUGAAUCUCCAUCAAUGUGGGCAAUUUUUCCCCUUCAGGAUUUGCUAGCACUAAAAGAGGAGUACACUGCACGACCUGCAGCAGAGGAGACCAUCAAUGACCCAACAAAUCCGAAACACUAUUGGCGAUAUCGCUUCCCUAUGACUCGGGUACAUGUGACUGUGGAGUCCCUGCUGACGGACAAAGUUCUUAUCACCGAAAUUAAAGAUCUAGUUCGUGGAAGUGGAAGAUCGUACCCGUCUUUAGACGAAGUUGAAUUGCAUUCGACUAAAGAAAUAACUGAUCUGGAGAAGCAGCCCAUUGUCGAUGGGAAACAGAAAGUUCUCAUAGCAAUUUAG
Molecule: messenger RNA, 1743 nt
Organism: Fraxinus pennsylvanica
Lineage: Eukaryota; Viridiplantae; Streptophyta; Magnoliopsida; Lamiales; Oleaceae
Source: the annotation of a GenBank genome assembly